Messenger RNA from Alternaria conjuncta, 1080 nucleotides. RefSeq lists its product as uncharacterized. The record is from RefSeq and is a predicted model, not a curated record. Bases 1 to 1080 code for a protein of 359 amino acids. Lineage: Eukaryota; Fungi; Ascomycota; Dothideomycetes; Pleosporales; Pleosporaceae. The transcript is spliced from 3 exons.
AUGCGAUACGUCCGCUUCCUCAAAAGUCCCCGCGUAGUCGCUGAAAAGGGCACGUCGAGAAAGCAAGUCCACUGUCUGAUUACCAUUACUUCAGACCUUGGAGAUUCUUUUCUCCCUUACGACAUCCAGCUAGCAGCAGAGUUGUCAGCAACUGCAGAUGGGUCAGAAGAAAGCGUGAUAGUAUGGUCGAACGUGCAAUGGACAGCCGGCAUGCGCAGUUUGCCCAUCACUUUCCCGCUCCCUAAAUCUCAGUCUUCCCAGUCCAGUUUGCGAGUAAGAGUGGGUGGGGAGCCGAAACGAACACACGAUGACUUCGCUGCGAUAGCAGAAAAAGGUGCUCGAGGUGUUGUAUCUGCCUGGAGCCCGCCUUUCGCGUCAGACCAAGAUGCUCUGAAAUUAGUCGAAAGACGGUUCAAGCUGCCAGAUGGACCCAUCACUACUAUCUGGGAGGAGACGGGAGAAAGCAUAGCGAGGCAUCUAUGGGACGCUGGUAUCACACUCUCAUGCCAAAUGACAGCUCUGGAUAAUCCAAAAUCCAGCCUAGCAGAAGCUUUACUACCAUAUGGUAUUGCAUCCGAACCUCAUCUGAAUGUCCUCGAACUUGGCACAGGCUGCGGAAUGGUCGGCAUUGCAAUCGCUCAAACUGUCUCCAACUCCAAAGUUCUCUUGACCGACCUUCCAGAGGCUAGAGAGAUCGUUGAGCGAAACAUCGACUCGGCGGUCAAAGCACCAGGUGCAUCACUCGCGUUCAUGGAACUGGACUGGGAUGCAGAGUUACCUGGUGAAGUACAGUAUAGCUCAGAGCCUCUCGAUCUUAUUCUCGCUGCUGAUUGCACGUACAACCCAGACAGCAGCCCCGCACUAGUCAAAACGCUUGCUCGACUCUCCAGAGCAAACCCUAAAGUCAGGAUUGCCAUCGCAAUGAAAAUGCGCCACUCAAGCGAGGAAGUAUUCUUCAAACUAAUGUCCGAUGCAGGAUUCCUAGAGACAGACAAGAUGGAGUUUCCAUUGCCAGGAGAUGUCAAAGUUGGCGAGGAGACUGUGUACUUGCACGUCUACUAUAGGAUGCUCUUUGGAUAA